Molecule: messenger RNA, 4464 nt
Organism: Jaculus jaculus (lesser Egyptian jerboa)
Lineage: Eukaryota; Metazoa; Chordata; Mammalia; Rodentia; Dipodidae
Product: zinc finger protein 850-like
Exons: 4
Coding region: 188-2986 (932 amino acids)
Biological process (GO): regulation of transcription by RNA polymerase II
Cellular component (GO): nucleus
Molecular function (GO): RNA polymerase II transcription regulatory region sequence-specific DNA binding; DNA-binding transcription factor activity, RNA polymerase II-specific
Source: RefSeq, a predicted model, not a curated record
UCGUGAACUUUAAAAAGGCGAGCGCGGCUUCCUUCUCCGACCUUCUCCCCAGCGGCUCGCUGAAGAGGAGGCGGCAGGGGCGUGUGUGAAGCCGGGUAAAGCGCCCAGAAACCGUGACGUGAAAGGCGGAUCGUGAGCAGCGGAGGAAGCGGCGGCGGAGCUCCUGUUCCUGAGACCGAGCUGCGGGAUGGCGGGGGAGGCGGCCACGGCGGGCCUGUGCGCGAGCGAGAGCGCCCCGCGGCAGGAGUUGGUGUCAUUUGAAGACGUCGCUGUGGACUUCACCUGGCAAGAGUGGCAGCACCUGGAUGCUGUUCAGCGAAACCUCUACAGAGAUGUGAUGCUGGAGAACUACAGCAGCCUGAUGUUCUUGGGUGAGCUAAACUCCCGGAACUGUAUCACCAAACCAGAUUUGAUUUUCAAAUUGGAGCAUGGAUUUGCACCAUGGAGUGCUGUAGGAGGCUCAAUUCAGAGGUUCCCAGAAUUAAAAAGUCAACAGAAAAUGUACUGGACAAAGUUUGAUGAUUUUAAGCAAUGCCAGAAUGCUGUUUUCCACAAGUUACAUCACACUUGGCAUCAAGAAUCAUGUGGGACAACCUUGAUAUCCAAGUCGCAUGUCACUGUGCAUCAGAGAAGUCACACAGCUGAGAAACCUUAUCAAUAUGGAAAAGCUUGCAUUACCAAUUCACAUCUCAGUGUCCAUCAGCAGACUCACACAGGUGAUGAGGUAUAUGAAUGUAGUGAAUGUGGAAAAGCUUUCAUCUCCAAGUUACAACUCACUAAACAUCAGAGAACUCAUACAGGUGAGAAGCCAUACAAAUGCACUGAAUGUGGGAAAGCCUUUAUGUUCAAGUCAGAUCUCACUAUCCAUCACAGAACUCACACUGGUGAAAAGCCAUAUGAAUGUCCUGAAUGUGGGAAAGCCUUCAUGUACAAGUCAAAUAUAACUAGGCAUCAGAGAACUCACAAAGGUGAGAAGCCAUUUGAAUGUAAUGAAUGUGGGAAAGCCUUUAUAUGUAAGUCAGAUCUCACUAGACAUCACAGAACUCACACUGGUGAAAAGCCAUAUGAAUGUACUGACUGUGGGAAAGCCUUCAUGUGCAACUCACAUAUCACUAGGCAUCAGAGAACUCACACAGGCGAGAAGCCAUACAAAUGUACUGAAUGUGGGAAAGGCUUUAUGCAAAAGUCAAAUCUUACUACGCAUCAGAGAACUCAGGCCUGUAAAAAGCGACAUGAAUGUACUGAAUAUGGUAAAACUGUCAUGUCCAAGUCACAUCUCACUAAUCAUCAGAGAAAUAACACAGGCGAAACUCCAUAUGAAAGUAAUGAAUGUAGGAAAACCGUUAUGUUAAAAACUCAACUCUCUAUUCAUCAGAGAACUCACACAGAUGUGAAACCACAUGAAUGUACUGAAUGUGGGAAAGCCUUUACAUUCAAUUCAGAGCUCAUGAGGCAUCAUAGAACUCACACCAGUGAAAAGCCAUAUAAAUGUACUGAUUGUGGGAAAGGCUUUAUAUGCAAGAAAAAUUUAACUAAGCACCAGAGAACUCACACCGGUCAAAAGCUGCAUGAAUGUACUGUGUGUCAGAAAACCUUCCUGGCCAAGUCACAUCUCACUGAGCAUCAGAGAACUCACACAGGUGAGAAACCAUUUAAAUGUACUAAUUGUGGGAAAGACUUCAUGUUUAAGUCAAGUUUCACUAGGCAUCUGAGAAUUCACAAAUGUGAGAAGCCAUGUGAAUGUACCGAAUGUAAGAAAACCUUCAUGUUCAAGUCACAACUUAUUAUACAUCAGAGAACUCACACAGGGGAGAAGCCAUACAAAUGUGCUGAAUGUGGGAAAGCCUUUAUGUGCAAGUCAAAUUUCACUAUGCAUCACAGAACUCACACUGGUGAAAAGCCAUAUGAAUGUAAUGACUGUGGGAAAGCCUUCAUGUUCAAGUCAAGUUUCAAUAGGCAUCUGAGGAUUCACAAAGGUGAGAGACCAUGUGAAUGUACUGAGUGUAAAAAAACCUUCAUGUUCAUGUCACAACUCACUCUACAUCAGAGAACUCACACAGGGGAGAAGCCAUACAAAUGUACUGAAUGUGGGAAAGCCUUUAUGUGCAAGUCAACUCUCACUAAGCAUCAGAAAACUCACUUCCGUGAAAAGGCAUAUGAACAUUCUGAACAUGGGAAAGCCCUCAUAUCCAAGUCACAUCUCCUUAAUCAUCAGAGACCUCACACAGGUGAAAAGUCAUAUGAAUGUAGUGAAUGUAGGAAAACGUUCAUGUUCAAGUCACAACUCAGUAUACAUCAGAAAACUCACACAGGUGCAAAGCCAUAUGAAUGUAAUGAAUGUGGAAAAACCUUCAUGUUCAAGUCACAACUCAGUAUACAUCAGAAAAUGCACACAGGUGAAAAGCCAUAUGAAUGUAAUGAAUGUGGGAAACCCUUCAUGUUCAAGUCACAACUUAGUAUACACCAGAGAACUCACUCUGGUGAAAGGCCAUAUGAAUGUAAUGAAUGUAGGAAAACCUUCACAUCCAAAUCACAGCUCAGUGUACAUCAGAAAACCCACACAGGUGAAAAGCCAUAUGAAUGUAAUGAAUGUGGGAAAACGUUCAUGUUCAAGUCACAACUUAGUAUACACCAGAGAACUCACUCUGGUGAAAGGCCAUAUGAAUGUAAUGAAUGUAGGAAAACCUUUACGUCCAAGUCAAAACUCAGUAUACAUCAGAAAACCCACACAGGUGAAAAGCCAUAUGAAUGUAAUGAAUGUAGGAAAACCUUCACAUUCAAGUGUCAACUCAUUGUGCAUCAGAGAACUCACACAGGUGAGAAGCCAUAUAAAUGUAUCAAAUGUAUGAAAGCCUUUAUAAGAAGUUCACAUCUCAUUAGGCAUCAAAGAACUCACAUUGGUCAAAAGCCACAUGAAUGUACUGACUGUGGGAAAGCCUUCAUUGCCAAAUCACAUCUCACUGAGCAUCAAAGAACUCACAGGUGAGAAGCCAUAUGGAUGUACUGACUGAAAGCCUUCGUGUUCAAGUCAUAUCUCAUUAACCAUCAGUAUACUCACACAGGUGGAAAGCCAUAUGAAUGUACUGAAUUGUUAAAGUGUUCAUGUUCAAGUAAAAUCUCUUCACACAUCAGAUAUCUCACACAGUUGAGAUGCCAUUUAAAUUCAACGAGAUUUGGAAAGCCAUUAUCUGCAAGUCACAUCUUACUAAUCAUCAGAGUACUCACACAGAUGAGAAGUGAUUUAAAUGCCAAGAAUGUUCAAGAUUAUUUGCAAGUACGUCUCUUUUAUACACCAGAGGAUUGACACCUUUCAAAAGCCAUAUGGAUGUUCUAAAUGUGGCAAAGCUUACCUCACCAACUCACAUGUCACUGUGCAUCAUCAAACUCAUGUAGGUGUGAAGUCAUGAAUGUACUAAAUGUGGGAAAGCAUUGAUCUGCAAGUUACAACUCUGCAUCAGAAAAGUCACAUGUGAGAAGGCAUUUAAAUGCAGUGAAUGUUGGAAAUUCUUCAUCUGCAAGUUACAGCUCAGUAUACAUCACAGAACUAACAAAGGUGAGAAGCCAUACCAAUGUAAUGAAUGUCUGUAAGACAUUUCUGUGUUUAAGGAUGGAAAUCCUGAUACGUAGUAGAAUAGCAGGAAUAGCAGUGGUCAGUCUGAAAUUAGGAGAGGUAUGUAAUAACAAUACAAAAGUGUGUUACUGUUCUCUUUUGGUGACUCACCUAUCGUUUUUGGAAGUAAAAGGUAGGAAAAAGGGAUCAGGAAGUACAGACAGCCUUAAGAUUGCCACUUUGCAACUAAGGGAAAUCUUUAAGUUCUAUGGUGCCAAAAAUGGAUCUAUCAAGUUGAAAAGUAUGUCAGUGAAAUUGCUUGGAAUUUUUGGGAAUUGCCACCAAGGAAUGCUGCUUAUCCUGGUGAAGUUUGGUUUCCCUAUAAAGCUAGCAUUCAGGUCCCGAGGGAUUAAAUUUGUAGAACAGCUUAUUAUUAUUGUCACUAUUAUUACUUUUUGCUCGGGCUCCCAAGGUACAGCUGCAUAAUUUGAAAUUUUUCCUGUUUGUUUUCCCAAUUCUUGUCAGUAUUUCCUUGCUACACCUUCCAUUUGCAGUGGAAAUAUUUAUAUCAUUGUGUUUUGUAAAUAACUUACUAUACUUUGAGUGAACAAGGUUUAAAAUUAAUAGAGUUUCUAGCAUCUCAGUUUAAAUGUUGGACUUUUCAGUUUUGAGCUGUAUCAUAUUUGCUAAAGACUAUGGAGCCUUUUAUAUCAGACAUAAGUAAUCAUAAAAUUAUCAUGGGUUUAUUUGGGCCAGGGGAAAAUUUUGGAUGUUUGAAUGUAACUUUUCUCCUCUAGCAUCCUGUUUAUGUUCAAUUCAGGCUGACCUGUAAUUCACUAUCUUCUCUCAGGCUGGUCCCUAACUCAUAGUCAUCUGUGUAUGUCUGCUUCCUGAGUGCUGGAAUUAAAGGCCUA